This is a messenger RNA of Colletotrichum lupini, 1263 nucleotides long. RefSeq lists its product as uncharacterized. Lineage: Eukaryota; Fungi; Ascomycota; Sordariomycetes; Glomerellales; Glomerellaceae. The coding region runs from base 1 to 1263 and encodes 420 amino acids. The record is from RefSeq and is a predicted model, not a curated record. The transcript is spliced from 7 exons.
AUGAGUGAGCUUCCACCUUUGCAUUACAACACUCAGGAGAACAAUGGCAUAGCGACCCGGUAUCACCGGUUGAGUGCCAUCGCCGAGCUGUCGGAUGCGUUAACUCGGGGUUUCUCUAUCGGUAUGAUGACCACUUCUGGACCUGCGCCCGCUGCCAAGACGCCGCAUUAUUUGUACAUAGAAAGCGUCCAAGUUCCAACAGACCUCACUGGCACUCCGCAAACUAAGAAGGACCCGAGCCAGGGGAUCGCUGCGGAUGACCCUAGAGCCAAACGACCCUGGCGAUUCCGCGCGAUGGACAUCUGUCGACUCCAGGCGCAAAACAUCUGCGGCGAUUCCUCAGCUCGCCCAGCGGAGUAUCUCCCAAGACUUUUCCAAGACGGCAAGAUGCGCCCAUACGAAGCAUUGGCAUCGCCAAGGAGAAAGCCAAGUUGCCGCGAACCGAGGUUUCUGCAGUGGUUUACGCAUCGUGGUUCUUGGAAGAAGUUUCGUUCCAGCGUCUACAACAUGAGAGUUCUGACGAACCAAGCUAUUCGCGUAGUUCCUGACUUAUUCACGGGCUGCCACAUCUGCCGCCACGCCGCCCGAAGAGCAAGAAAUGGAAUCCAGGACAUGGCUUGCGAUGGCCCAGCGCGGAGUCGCGCCGCACAAACGUUCCUGACGUCUCUUGGCACGCCUAACAAAUGGAGGGAAUUACACCAUGUCGAGUUGGCCAGCAUCCCUGAUGCAACAUCAAGCUCGCAACGCGUUGUGUACCCAAUCGCAGCGUCGGUUUUUGACCUGCCGAAAGAAGACCAGUGCCGGUCGGGAGUGUGCUCUUGCGCGAACGACAAGACACCGUACGGAAAAGCUGUUGGCCUGUUGGCAAACGCCGCGGCCGGCUGUGAUUUCGAGGGCUUAUCAUCGGCUCGUAAGCUGGCGCGAAAGCAUCAUGUUCCGCAGGGAGUUCCGCGCGCCGGCAAUCCUACCGGCGAACAUCUAUGUUGUGUGUAUCGUAUCCGAUGCAAGUCUGAUGUCCGUUUGAAAUCGAGAAGUGAAGUGCCCAUUAUCGGCGAGCGAUCUGGGAAGAAUAAGCGCAAAGAAAAAUCCGUGAGCGCAUGUCGAAUGCUGGUUAGGUGGUAUAGUGAAAAGGACGCGUUGCUUGAUCCAUCUAAUAAGCUGCCGAUGUUUGGCGCCAGUCUGGUUCGAGCAUGGAUGAUGGCCGUCAAAAAGUUCCUCCAGAAGCAGUGUUCUGCGUCCCUCCGCCCCCGCACACCUAGCUGA